AAACCCCGAACCUGUGUUUGUCUUGUGCAAGUGUCUUCUCAAGUUGCUGAGCCAGCCUAUUGCGCUCUGAUCAACUGGAGUCACCUUCGCAGUUCCUCCAUAAAACCGCUUUCAGUGACGUGCAUUGUUGGAUUUUCACCGCCGUUUAAACUCGCUGAUUGGGUUGACUCCUCUGAACCCUGGGCCAGCUUUCACUUAUACUUCUACCUACCCACUGAUCUUUAUCGCAACUUGACUUGUCGGAGACACACUCAAGUUCUUGCUUCGGGCCGGCUAUUCAUCACUUCGGAUCUUCCAUCGAUUUUCCGAGAGAUAGAUGUGUUAUUAUCUUUUGGGUGUGAUCUGGCUGCUUCAGCUGAACUGGCUCCUUUUGGCUGCAUGCGAUGAUCAUUGCGUUACAAACCUCACGAAAGCAUCCGUUGAUGAGUACGCGCGGCAAGCCAGUCCGCCCUUUGAAGGGCUCACUCGCGCCAUUCAAACUUCUCUUCCGAAUGUUCCGAUCGGGCAAGUUAACGCUUUGAUAGAGCCAAUCCGUCAAAAGGCCUAUGAUGCAGUCCAUGGAGAAGUUGUGAAGGGGCUUCACUUGACUUCUGCCAAAAAGGCAAACCAUUCAGGUUCCAUGAACUUAACGUCUGAGAAACUUGCUUCCGGUGUGCUUCAGGUCGCAUGUAUGGUGCUUAACGAGACACUUUCCGCUGUCAGCAAAACGAUCGCCGCGUUGGAGGCUUCCAACAAAAGACCUCCGGGCGUGAUACCUUCAACGCCUCCAGCCAACACUCCGCCAGAUCAAACUCCGGGCAGGCCUUUUGCAGUUUCAACCAUCCCUAGCAAAGCCCCAGGAGCACCCAAGUUACCACCGAAAGAAAGCCAUGAAAUUCUAACUCCCAGAGACUCUUCAGCACCUGCUGUUUCAGACGCACAGGAGGUUGGAAGGCCUCGAGCACUCUCUUUCCGUCCCCCCUCGGCAGACUUUCGGCCGAUCCCCGAGCCCACUUCGCAAGACCGAUGCGCCAUCAAAUUCAUCAAACACAUAGUUUGCCUUCGAAACUUGCCUUACGCUUCAGAUAUUCAUAAGAGAGGUUCAAUCGCUACGUCUAAGUCACCCAUGUCGACCUUAUUAUCAUCACACUACGGACAGGCUUUCAGUUCAAUUUCAAAAAGGAGCUUACUUACUGAUCAACAGAUUCCGAAAGGGAUUUCUCGAAUCUACAUGUUGACUAGCAUUCUAGUCAAAUCACCUUCCGAUGAAGUGACUAGCGAGAAGAGCCCACCGGAAGCACCGGAUCCAUUCGAUCAUGAGAUUGAUUCGCAGAACGUGCAAUUAUCUAUUAAUCCAAGUCAGACCAAAUUCCUUCAGCUCGAAUCUGGGAAAGAAAGCGAGUCUCGCAGGCAUGUUGAAAGGAUUCUCCGGGAUACUGUGAGGUUAUUAGAUGCUCGUUUUGAAACCAACCGAGGAUUAUUGCGGGAGCAUGUUGCGCCAUCGAGUGAAUAGUCCGACCUUUCAGCAAAAGACAUUGUCGACGACCACUACCAGGGCUCGGAGCUUGAGGCUUCAUCAGCUCUUAUUUUCAUUCACAAAAGAGAGCGCUCACUUCUAAAUUCACUGUAGUUUGCUUCAACUGCAUGUGUUGGUCAUUUUGUUAUCAUUCUUUGAAACCGCAGCACUUCACACAUUGUAUACACCUCCAAACGUCGAAUGCUGUCAAGUCCUACACUUAUAACUUUAACAGAUGAAUUUGUAAAAAAAGCAAUGAUUUUCACCGUCAGCCCACUGUGAUCAUACUUCAGGAGUUGGGGAAGCUUCC
Messenger RNA from Puccinia graminis f. sp. tritici CRL 75-36-700-3, 1805 nucleotides. RefSeq lists its product as uncharacterized. The transcript has 5 exons. The record is from RefSeq and is a predicted model, not a curated record. The coding region runs from base 317 to 1492 and encodes 391 amino acids. NCBI's taxonomy places the organism in Eukaryota, Fungi, Basidiomycota, Pucciniomycetes, Pucciniales, Pucciniaceae.